Molecule: messenger RNA, 2871 nt
Organism: Lactuca virosa
Lineage: Eukaryota; Viridiplantae; Streptophyta; Magnoliopsida; Asterales; Asteraceae
Source: the annotation of a GenBank genome assembly
AUGAACUCUCAUAUUGCUCUCCUUUUUUCUAAUCUUGUUAUAUUUCUGAUUUUCGGCGCUAUUUCUGCUUUUGAUGGUGGUAACGAGACCGAUUAUCAGGCUUUAUUGAAGUUCAAGUCAAUGAUCACAAACGAAGGUCUAAGCUCAUGGAACGCUUCCUUUCAUUUCUGUGAUUGGAGUGGUGUUUCGUGUGGGAAGCAGAAUAAAAGCGUCACUGCUCUAGUAUUGGAGUCGCAAGGACUAGAAGGGUCGUUGUCUCCUUAUGUAGGGAACCUCAGGAACAACAACAUUCAAGGAAUGAUCCCUCAUGAAAUUGGUCGUCUCUCCAGGCUACGUUUCCUCUAUCUUGGCUAUAACAAAAUCAGCGGAGUCAUUCCAACUAACUUGUCUCAUUGUUCUAACCUUAAAGAUCUUAGACUUAAUAAUAACAAGCUAGUUGGAAGCAUACCUAAAGGGAUCGGUCUCCUCUCAAAACUAACUUUUAUGGUAGUUCAAUAUAACAACUUAACAGGUGGAAUCCCACCUUUCUUGGGGAAUAUAACAUCAAUUAAAGUGUUCUCCGCUAAUGACAAUCCAUUUGGUGGGAGCAUUCCAAACACCUUAGGCCAUUGGAAAAGCUUGAUAGAAAUUGAUUGUGGUGGUUGUAACUUAUCUGGAAUCAUCCCUCAAUCCAUCUAUAACCUCUCACUCUUAACUUAUUUUUCCUUGCCUGAAAAUCAGCUUAUUGGUACUCUUCCCUUAGUCACAAUGCUCCCAUAUCUUGUGUACCUUCAGUUAUGGGGUAACCAACUUACUGGACCUCUUCCACGCUGGAUAUCUAAUUGUUCGAAAUUACAACAUCUUGAAGUGACUGCCAACUAUUUUAGCGGGAAGUUGACUAUCGACUUUGCAAAACUGAAGGAUAUCUAUCAAAUAUCCUUAGGUGUUAACACCUUUGGAUUCGGAGAAACUGAUGAUAUGAAGUUUAUUGAUACCUUGAAAAAUUGCAGCAGACUAGAUGUGUUGCUUCUUGAUGAUUGCAAGUUUCAAGGAGCGUUGCCCACAUCAAUUGGUAAUCUUUCUGACCAACUCAGUUUUCUACAUUUAGGACGAAAUCAUUUCUCUGGAAGCCUCCCUUCAAGUAUAGGUAAUCUAGUUGGCUUGACCAAAUUAGUUUUGGGAGAAAACCGAUUUACUGGAAUGAUCCCCUCCACCAUUGGUAAGCUUCAAAAUCCACAAGAAGCUUAUCUAUACGAUAACCAAUUUUCAGGGCCAAUUCCAGAUGCCAUCGGGAACUUAUCAUCACUGACUAAACUUUGGUUGAAUUCUAACAAGUUGGAAUGGCAUAUCCCAUCACUCCUGGGAAAUUGUUAUAACUUAUCGAUGUUGUACCUUGAUCACAAUGAAUUCAGUGGCCCAAUACCUAAACAACUUCUUCAAAUUCCAGCUCUAACCAUAGCAUUAAAUCUUUCUCAAAACAACCUGUUUGGGUCACUCCCAAUAGAGGUCGGCGAACUCAAGAUGUUGAGUUCUCUGGAUUUAUCUCAUAAUAAUUUAUCAGGUAACAUUCCUAGUAGCCUUGGUGGUUGCACUAGUCUUGUAUUCUUAAACCUCAAAGGCAACUUAUUUCAAGGCAUGUUGACCUUAUUAGAAUAUGUAGACCUAUCCUUUAAUGAUUUUGAGGGUGAAGUACCGGUGACAGGAGUGUUUGCCAAUGCAAGUGCAUUCUCUGUUUUGGGAAAUAGGAGGCUUUGUGGUGGCUUGCCUGAACUUGGGCUGCCCAAAUGCAAUGAGACUCAUGAUAAACAUAAAAAAAGGUUUCCUUUGUUCGCCAUAUUCAUUCUGAUUGCAUCCACACUUUUCACCAUAUUAUGUUUUGCAUAUGUUUGGUGUAAGAAAAGGAAGAGUCAACCAUCUCAAUUGUCAAGGAACGAACAGUUCAUGAAAGUAUCAUAUGCUCAACUUCUAAAGGCUACCAACGGCUUCUCCCAAGCCAAUUUGAUUGGCGAGGGUGGGUUUGGCUCUGUUUAUAAAGGAGUCCUUGAUGAUCAUGAUGGUAGAAUUGUUGCAGUCAAAGUUAUAUAUCUGCAAAACCGAGGUGCCCACAGAAGCUUUAUAGCGGAGUGUGAAGCAUGGCGGAACAUUCGACACCGGAAUCUGUUGAAAAUAAUAACUUCAUGUUCAAGUCUUGACUUUCAAGGCAAUGAUUUCAAAGCUUUGGUAUAUGAGUUCAUGCCCAAUGGGAGCUCACAUGAUUGGUUGCAUUCAAGUGCAAAUACAUUCAGACUGAAUCUUUUCCAGAGAAUAAAUAUUCUCAUUGAUGUCGCAUCUGCACUUGAUUAUCUUCACAAUCACUGCCAGCCAUCCAUCCUUCACUGUGACCUGAAGCCUAGCAAUAUUCUACUCGAUGAUGAUAUGGUGGGCCAUGUUGGAGACUUUGGUUUAGCUCGAUUUCUUGGAGCAAAUUCAAACCAAAACAGCACAAGUGGCAUUAGAGGAACGAUUGGAUAUGCACCUCCAGUUGCAGAGUAUGGUGUUGGGAGUGAGAUGACAAGUAGUGGGGAUGUCUAUAGUUUUGGAAUACUAUUGUUGGAGGUGAUGACAGGAAAGAGGCCGACAGACAACAUCUUUAAUGAAGGCCUCAGCCUUCAUAAAUUUGCAGACAUGGCCUUGCCAGACCAUGUAAUCGAUGUUAUUGAUGAUGACCUUCUGAAUUUACUUCAAGAGGAUGCUAUUCCUAUGAUAGCAGAUGUAAAGAAAAUAGAGGAAUGCAUGGCUUUAACUGUCAAACUUGGAGUAUCAUGCUCUGUGGAUUCCCCAACGCAACGGAUGAAUAUCGUAAAUGUUGUCCAUGAGUUGCAGCAUAUUCUGGAUACACUUCAAAAUAGUUGA